AUUGUCCUUGACAUGAAAAUCGCCGAGGAAAAUGAUGGAAGCAGCUCAUAUAAACUCAUUGCUUUGGACAGACCACUGCCGUAAGAGUACAAAUAACACUCACAAGGCUCAAAACUUGUGUGUCCCUUGUCCCUUUACCAAACCAACCCAACUUCCCUCCUUAAAACAAAUCAAACCCCAAGAAGAAAAAAAAAAGUGAAAAAGAAGACAAGAAAGUGUUGAUCUUACGAACGUCCACCACCCAAAGGCUCACAUCGCCCAAAGAAGAAACAAGAGCAACAAAAACAGCUAGCUCUACCUGCCAGUAGGAAUUUGUGUCAUGUGCAUGGGUAGAACAGGAAUGGCAAUCAGCUGUGUAGAAGAGAAAAUAUGCAGAGUGGCCAGUGUCAAUACAAUGGAGGACGAUGGUGGUGACAACAGCAGUUUGACUCUCUUAGAGUGCCUGAGAGGAAGAUUGCUGGCAGAGAGACAAGCCUCUAGAGCAGCUAAAGACGAUGCAGAGUUCAUGGUUCAAAAGUUGACAGAGCUGGAGGAGAAGCUGAGAGAAGAGAUCAGAUUGAGGGACAAGGCCGAGAAGAGGCUUAAAUUCCUUAGGGGAAAGCUUGAAACUGCGAACAUCCCAUUUUCACCUACAUUGGAGGAAUCAGAAGAAUCUUGCAGAUCACCCAUUGCUUCAGGCCCCAAAGACGCACGAUUAGAAAGAGCCAAGAGGCAGAUCUCAGAGCAAGAAACUUCCCAAGACUCGAAAACCGAUUCUUCAAAUCACCUCAAGUCAAGUGAUCACUCUGACACCCAUGAAGCUCAUCUUGAUUGGGAAAUUGAUGAUUUUCCUGCUGAAAAAUCUGGCCAGCAAAUCACCCCCAGUGAUGAAGAGUUCAAGAUUGAUGACCCCAGUUCUCCCAUGUUGAAAGCUUCAGUGGCAGAGCCAGAGACACGGAAAGGGAUUGACAAGCAAGCUCCCAGCUUACUGGCACCGGUCCCAAUCAAGCUUCCAGCAAAACCUCAGCCGAGAGAGAUGAAGAUAACGAGGAAAAUCACAAGCCAAGCCCUUGAUCCUCUGAUCCACGCCAGAGUAAAGACUCGGAGUUCAAUGGAAAGAAGGCAUAUGUUUAAAGCUCUGAUCUGUUAAUACAUGAUAGCUGACACCAGCGACAUCUUUCUCCGCCUUUGUCCUGCUUUUUCUUAUUGUCCUUUCUAGAGGACAAGUUAGGCAAUAAUAUGUUCCAAAUUGUGCUUGAAACCUGAGAUAUUUAAAAACUGGAGGUGGUUUUUCCGGGACGCCUUGAUUCUGAACCCAGACCUUAGAUAUUUUUCCCUUCUUGCAGUUUCGCUGCUCAGUGUAUUUAUGAAGUCUUAUUGAAAGGAGGUUGUCAGUUGCUUCUUGUGACUCAAGUCAUGAGCCUAGGAUGAAUCAUUGUACUCCCUUCCUUCAUGUGAAUUGACGGGAAAGUGUUAAAUGUAUAAUCUAUUGGUCAA
Molecule: messenger RNA, 1476 nt
Organism: Eucalyptus grandis
Lineage: Eukaryota; Viridiplantae; Streptophyta; Magnoliopsida; Myrtales; Myrtaceae
Exons: 5
Coding region: 320-1129 (269 amino acids)
Source: RefSeq, a predicted model, not a curated record